AUGUUCGAGUGCGCGCCGCAGCCCAUGCUGCCGCGCCCCAGCGUCGUGAACGUCUCCAGGAAGACCUCGACGGCGGAGGCCGCGGCUUCACAGCCCGCCCAGCAGGGGCAGGAUGGGCAGCAGGGGCCGAGACCCGUGCUGGUGCGCUUAGAGGGCCGCACCCUGAGCGUGUGGAGCAGCGGGCCCGUCGGGGACACUGGCAGCAGGACGGCCGCCGCCCCCAGGGUGCCGCGCCUGGCGCUGUGGAGCGAGCAGGAGGCGUCGCUGCGGCGAGCUAGGGCCGCUCUUGCCUACCGACGACGCUACCACCUGCAUGGCGGCGCCGUAGCGCUGCGGCCUCACGGCGUGGUGGGCCACAAGCAGUGGAGCCGCAAGUACCCCAUCUGCAUCACGGCCACCCUAGAGGACGCCGUGUUUGAGGCCCCCGAGGACGUGGUGGAGGCCGAGGAGGAGGCCACGGGAAAGGCGGCUGGGGACGCGGCAGAGGCUGUGGUGGAGGAGGUGGAGGAAGUCGCCGUGGUCGCUGGGCCAUCCUUGCACGAGGUGCAACCCUUGGCGGCGGCAUCGGCCCAUGUGGCGGUUGUUGCGGGCUCCGUGGCCCUGGGCCAGGCACCACCCGACCCACAGCCGAGCCCGCGACCGUCAUCGUCGACCCUCACGCCAACGGCCCGAAUAGGUGUCCUUGAGAGCCAGAUCGAGGCCGCUGCGACCGAGAAACAAGCUGCCCAGGGCGCUACGCCUGACGAGUCCGACCUCUCUGACGAGUUCCUCGAUUUAACCGACGACGUAGAGGACCUGGAGACAGUCGAAGAGUGCUUGCUCGGGCGCAUCGUGUCCCAGGAGCUGAUUGCUCUGACCGAAGAAGACGACGUCGAGGCUCCCGCCACGUCCGCAACCGCCGCUCCGCUAAGAGCCACGGCCUCGUCGACUUCCACCCUGCUGCUGCUGGCUCGCACGGCCCGUCAGAAGGAAGAGUGGUUCUGGCGGCUGCGAAGGGCGGUGGGCGAGAAGCACCCGCUGGACGACGAGGCCGUGUUCGAGGACUACGUGGCCACGCUGCGGCACUACUUGGACGACGAGGGCGACGAGCAAGGCGGCGACGGCGACAUCCCAGCGUACCGCGGUCUCAACGCGCUGGCCAGCCGCGUGCUCUUCACGGUCUGCCGCAGCGCGCGCUGGGCCGGACAGGUCCGCGCGCACCUGCAGCGCCGCCUGGCCGCCGUCAAGAUACCCGCCUUUGUGAAGCAGCCCGUCGUGGCCGACUUCUUCUGCAGGCCCUCCUCCGUCGAGGUGGACAGGGCCGCGCCCCCACGCCUCGAUGCACAGGGCCUGUGGCUCGACCUGGGCGUCCGAUAUCGGGGCGUUACGAAGAUGGUCAUCACCACGCGGUUCAACCUGGUACAGCAGCAGCAGCCCCAAGUGCAGCCGCACACCGACGCAGAUGAGGAACUCCGGCAUCCAGACGAGGAAGGCCUCCGACCGGACGCCGGCGCCGCGGCAGCCCGGGCAGUCCCGCAACAACAGCGGGGGGCGUGGAAGAUUUUCAGGAGGCUGACGGAGAGCAGGUUCUUCCAGGCCGCGCUGGUCGCGCUCUCCGACACGGACAUCGUGCUGACGGUGGAGCUGCAGGCGCUGGAGGGCGCGCUGGUGCUCCACGUGCCGCCGCCGCCCUCGGACCGCGUGUGGCUGGGCUUCCGCGGCGUGCCGUGCCUGCGCCUGGUGGUCGUGCCAAGGGUAGGCAACCGCACUCUGCGACAAGCCCUGCUGUGCCGUCUCAUCGAGCGCAAGCUCCGCGCCCAGCUGGAAAAGGUCUUCGUCCUGCCCAACAUGUACAACGUCGCCGUGCCCUUCAUGGGCAUGGCCAUGGGCGAGGCGGGCCUCGACGCACAGCGCGGUUCCAACUCGACGACUGCCUGA
This is a messenger RNA of Thrips palmi, 1917 nucleotides long. RefSeq lists its product as uncharacterized. The transcript is spliced from 2 exons. Gene Ontology annotation, molecular function: lipid binding. Lineage: Eukaryota; Metazoa; Arthropoda; Insecta; Thysanoptera; Thripidae. The record is from RefSeq and is a predicted model, not a curated record. Bases 1 to 1917 code for a protein of 638 amino acids. Gene Ontology annotation, cellular component: endoplasmic reticulum.